CACAUUUCUCAGAGUAUGCCUUCGUUACUCUCGUUGCCUAUUGCCAGCUCCGCAAUUUUGUGUGGCCUUGGUUUCAUUAAAUCCUGGGAGAAGAAAAGAUAGACAUUUCAAAUCUAUGUGUGUAGAUAUUCAGAAGCAUCAGCCAAUCUGAGUAUACAAUCGAAUAUCGACCGACAAUGCCUCCAAACGCUCUCAACAACUACUACGGCGAAGCUCCGAAAACACAUAACUUCGGGACGAAAUGCCGCCUCGCUCCAAUAUCGAACCCUCCUGCCUCCUCUGAUAUUGAUGACAUCCCUCCAAUAAACGCCCAAUACUUCUACUUGUCUUCAGUCCCCAUCGAUGAUCCUCUUUCCACGACUACAAUCGCUGCUACGACCGAUCCGAAAUCUGCUAGAAGUAGUCUACGACCCUUCUCCCCGGGAGACAAUAACGAACUAGAAAAGGCUUGGCUCAGUCUAUAUUCCGAUGCCUACCACCAAAAUCACACAAACGCACGGCAGAAUAAGCCACCCAGCCAGUCUCUUGCCGAGGCAAAUGCUGAGAAGCUGCGUAGCAUCGUAAGGCAACUAGCGGUGGAGCACGCCGAAAAGCAUGCACGUGAAGGCCCGUCACCUGAAAAGGUCCAGCCUUUCACCGAAGCUUUCCCUGAGCCAGAGUCUGCUACUCUUCUAUGCUGCCCAGAGCUUCUUGUCGAUGUUGGGGUUGCUCUACGGACGUCCUUCUGCGCCGUUGCUAGGCGGAAACAACAUGAGCUGAACCGCGAUAUGGUCGCCCAGGCCGUGAUGAGUAAGAUGAAUACGUUGCAUACAGAUUCAACAGCUUCCGUCACAGAACGACGCGCGCCACCCUAUACCAUACCUCCAAGCCAAUCGCAAAUCGACACCGUGAUGAGAUCAGGUCAGGAUGAACGGCCUAAUAGUCAACAUUCGAACGUAGCUUCAUCGUCCCAGGCAACACCCCAGAGUGUCCCUACGAAACCCUCGUUUGUGGAUGACGGUAUCUCGGGUAGGCCCUUUGUUCGUGUAGGCACGCCGGAUUCUUCACCUAUUUCUCCACCGCCGUCACUUCCAAGGACUGCUACUUUUCAACCUAGUAGACUCGCUGAAGAAAUAAAGAGCCAAGAAGCCAGGCCUCGUCGCCCUCUAUCAGGAGGCGAGCCAUCGUCUUCGCCCAAACCUCCGGAAGGCCGGAAACCAAAUUCACGCGAUGUGACAGUUGGUGUCUCUAGGUUACAUGAAGUUUCUCUUCCUGCUUUGCAAAUGAAGCCUAUUUAUUGGUCUCCUGUUAAUGAUAUAGCUACCGUUUUCCGAGCGACUUGGUUCUACAGAGAUGAUAUGAGACCUAUCGAUCCCACUGUAGCUAAUCAGGUUGAAGCUGGAUAUCGAGAGCUCAAGCCACAUACUGAGACGUGGAAUGACGAGCUAAGAUGUGCUGUAGACGUAGGUCCUCUAGGUGAGGAGAAGGUCUCCCAUCCCUUAUGGCCAAAACCACCGAACAACAAGGCUUCUAAGAAGGCCGAUGAUUUGAUGGAACCACCUAUAUCUAGCAAUCCUUUUUGUGCAGCUCGUUGUUUCCGUGGUGAGGCAGCUGCGGAAGGUAGUUUGAUACCAACCCCAAAUGAGGACAACACCUCUCCUGUUCCAACUCACAAGAAGUUUGAGCAGUACCAUGUAAUUUAUAAGGACGCGACAACAGCAUACUUGCUCAAGCCGAGCUUAAAACCAUCGGCAUACUACGGCCGUCGACCAGUAGCAAAAAUAAUGAAAGGGCUUACUAUCGGCGUUCCAGUGGUGAGAGGUUUUGAUUACGAAGCGUGGACAAAAAGGCACGAAAAGAAACAGGACCAACAACACCGCCCAGUAAUAUCAGAUAAUAGGAGCUCGCAGGAUAAUACAGGAAAUGGUGUAUGUUCGGCUUGUAAAGCUGAUGAAGAUCGCGCACAAGUCACAGAUUUGGUUUUGGUUGUUCAUGGCAUUGGUCAGAAAUUGGCUGAACGAGUAGAGAAUUAUCAUUUUACCCACGCCAUCAACGCUUUUCGUCGAGCUAUAAACAUCGAGCUUCGAAGUGAUGCGGUGAGAGGGGCGUUGAGACGAGGUCAAAAUGGCAUAAUGGUCCUUCCUGUGAAUUGGAGACAGAAUCUAUCGUUUGAAGAUGGUGGACCGAUGAGGGAGGAAGACAAGGAGCACUAUACAUCCGAAGGCUUCACCUUAAAGGACAUUGAACCCAAGACUAUUCCUGCUGUCCGAAGUAUGAUAUCCGAUGUCAUGUUCGACAUUCCUUUUUACAUGUCACAUCAUAAACCGCAGAUGGUAGCCGCUAUGGUCGGCGAGGCAAAUCGUGUUUACAGGCUCUGGUGUAGGAAUAAUCCAGGCUUUGCGGAAAAGGGAAGGGUUCAUCUAAUCGGCCAUUCACUUGGUAGCGUUAUGUGUAUCGAGGUCUUGUCAAGGCAGCCGACGACUCCACCACCUUUACAGUUAACGAAGCCUCUUCAGCUGAAACAUUUCGAGUUUGACACAAAGAACUUAUUUCUCCUCGGUAGUCCCGCAGCUUUCUUCUUGCUACUCGAAAGAGGUGCAUUGCUACCGAGAAGAGGACGCCGGAAGCCGGGAGCGGACUUCAGCGAUACGGUAUCAAAAGACGUCGUUGGGGAUGCAGGGCGGUUCGGAUGUAUUGCUGUGGAUAACAUUUACAAUGUGUUGGCUCGAGAAGAUGCCGUUGCGUAUCUUCUUAACGGUACCUUGGACCCCAUGUACGCGGCGAGCCUGAAGACUGCAUAUGUCCCGAGUACGGCAACGUCAUUCCUACAGUCAAUAGGUAGUGCGGUGUUUGGUAUUGUGCCUGGGGCUGCGGCGUCGGCCCCGGGCGCUGGAGCGAAUUCACAACUUGCGAGACCACCGACGAUGCGGCUACCAUCGCAACUCGAACUCGAAGUUCACGACUUUACGCGCGAGGAGGUCGCCGAAAAGAAAGCAUUCCUACUUAACGAUAAUGGUCAGAUUGACUAUUUCUUACGAUCAGGUGGCGGUCCGCUCGAGUUACAGUAUCUCAAUAUGUUAAGCGCUCAUACAAGUUAUUGGGCCAACCAUGACUUGAUCCGUAUGCUAUGUAUGGAAAUCGGGAGGAACCCCGGCAAGACGAACACGCUGCCUGCGAUGAGGGCGGUAAAGGCUACGAAGAGGGCUAUGCCCCCGACUGUCUAACUAGAAUGUGUGCCUUUUGAUUUUAUGGUUAUUUUUUUGCAUUUUUGGCCAGGCGUUGUGGUAUUUAGGACGAAACAGGACUUGAAAUGAAAUGAUUGCAUGUAGACGUCGGAUACCCAUCGCCAAUCUUGACAGAUUUAGUCACGCAAGUUGUAAUGAGUAGGGCAAUAGAUACUUAGAGUGUAAUAACGAACACUUCCCUUCCUUCUUUCUUUCUCUACUCUAGGCUAUCUACGCUACCUACAGUACACCGUUCUAUCCACAG
Hypoxylon trugodes is the source of this 3468-nucleotide messenger RNA. RefSeq names its product DDHD domain-containing protein. Gene Ontology annotation, cellular component: cytoplasm. Lineage: Eukaryota; Fungi; Ascomycota; Sordariomycetes; Xylariales; Hypoxylaceae. Gene Ontology annotation, molecular function: metal ion binding; glycerophospholipase activity. The transcript has 2 exons. The record is from RefSeq and is a predicted model, not a curated record. The coding region runs from base 177 to 3203 and encodes 1008 amino acids.